AUGCAUCGCAUUACGUCUGAAGCUCUCUUCCAAAAGUGGCUUGCCACCAAUGAUUUUGCCAUACAUGAUGAUGUGCACGUCAAGUUGGUGGAGUCUUCGACCGACGAUACGCCUUGUGUGGAACCAAAUGAUCCAGAUGCUAGGAUUAUCACAUUCCAUCCCUUUUAUUUCUUCUUGGGCUUCAUGUUCUCGUUGUCGAAUUUCUUCAGGAAGGUGUUCUGCGCCAUGGAGUGUGCCCCCAACCAAUGUACUCUGAACGUUUAUCGUGCAAUCAUGUGUUUUGAGAAUCUAAGCCGUUUCUUCAAGCUGGAUUUGACGGUGCUAGAGUUCUUCUACUUCUUCGAAGUGAUGCACUACAAGAAGUAUGCUUAG
Prunus armeniaca (apricot) is the source of this 372-nucleotide messenger RNA. Lineage: Eukaryota; Viridiplantae; Streptophyta; Magnoliopsida; Rosales; Rosaceae. The record is from the annotation of a GenBank genome assembly.